Molecule: messenger RNA, 1212 nt
Organism: Octopus sinensis (East Asian common octopus)
Lineage: Eukaryota; Metazoa; Mollusca; Cephalopoda; Octopoda; Octopodidae
Product: tctex1 domain-containing protein 2-like
Exons: 6
Coding region: 240-614 (124 amino acids)
Biological process (GO): microtubule-based movement
Cellular component (GO): cytoplasm; cytoplasmic dynein complex
Molecular function (GO): dynein intermediate chain binding
Source: RefSeq, a predicted model, not a curated record
CACCCUCUCCUUUAGUGUGUUCCAGACUUCAGUCAGUCAAGCUGAGCCUGUGUUGCAAGGCUCUUCAUUUUCCUGGUUGUUCACUUUAGCCAGACACCAGUCUCAACUUUUUUUAUCUAUCUAUCUAUCUAUCUAUCUAUCUAUCUAUCUAUCUAUCUAUCUAUCUACCUAUCUAUCUAUCUAUCACUCUAUCUCUCUAUCUGUUGGUCUGUCUGUCUAACCCGGCUGCUUACCUCAAUAUGCAUUCAAUGAUAGAAAAAGCACAAGACCCCUACACUUCAAUCUUCGAUGUUAGACUAUUCCAGCCUCUCAUAGUGAAAGAAUGCAUUCGCAGUGUUUUGAUGGACAAUCUUGCUCAUAAGGAAUACAGUUCAGAGACAAUGGCUGAAGACACAAAAGUUUUGGUGGAAUUGAUUCGAAAGAAAAUUAAAGAUUUAGCCUAUGAUCGAUACAAAAUCAUUGUACAAGUUCAUAUUGGAGAAUACAGAGGUCAAGGUAUCAAGAUAGCAAGCCGGAAGUUCUGGGAUGCUGACACAGACAACUUUGCUGUGGAUGUUUAUACAAAUAAUUCCCUGUUCUGUGUAGCAAUGGUUUGUGGUGUUUAUUAUUACUGAUGGCACAACAACACUUCUUGUCAUACACAUUGGGAUGGAAUAUCUUCCUUUCUCAUGUCUUGUUCUAACGAGACUUUCUUUGACACCACUCCCCCUUUCCUUCUCCAAACCCACCAGUGCCUUACCAAAAUUGUUCACGAUGACGACCACGACGACAUCAAAGGAUCAGACUGUACCAAGUCCGUCGGUCAACUUGGGAAACACGAACGUCUCUGGAGUUCCUUAAGAUGAGAGGCCAUCCUAACGACCGAAGUAACACCACCACCACCACAACAACAACAACAACAACAACUACUGCUAUCACUGCCACUACCACCAUCACUACUUCCUCCUUGUGUCAUCUGGACCUUCAAGCAUUGUUGAAACCAUUGUGUCGCUCGUACCCCCGUCACCACCACCCUUUCAUGGUGCUCCCUCCCACUACACCUCUUCUGGUGAAUAGUCAUGUUUACUGCUGUUUAAUCAUUCCCACCUCCUCCUUCUCCCCUUCUUCCUCCCUUGAGCCUGCAUCCAACAACCACCUCCACCACUACCACCACCACCAUUGCUAUCACCUUCAUCUGUUAUUGACUUCCUUCAAGGAAAUGAAAUAAUAAAA